Messenger RNA from Erpetoichthys calabaricus (reedfish), 2325 nucleotides. RefSeq lists its product as uncharacterized. The record is from RefSeq and is a predicted model, not a curated record. Gene Ontology annotation, molecular function: oxidoreductase activity. Bases 50 to 913 code for a protein of 287 amino acids. Lineage: Eukaryota; Metazoa; Chordata; Cladistia; Polypteriformes; Polypteridae. The transcript has 9 exons.
GAACGCGGCGGUCGUGAAGUUUAAAUAGUAAGUUAAUGGAUUUGUAGAAAUGGCUGCAACCUGGACACGACUAGCGAAGUGCCCGACUGUCGCCCUUGCUAACGGUCUUCAGGUGCCCAUUCUUGGCCUCGGCACAUCUCACCAAGGAGGCUACUCCCACCGAGCUGUCGUCUACGCCUUAAGAGAAUGCGGGAUUCGCCAUAUCGACACAGCCAAGCGCUACGGCUGCGAGUCCGACCUGCAGGAGGCCAUCCGUGAGAGUGGCAUCGAGCGGCAGGAGCUGUGGAUCACGUCCAAGCUGUGGAUCACGGACUACGGGUACCAGACCACCAAGCAGGCCUGCCUGGAGUCGUGCAGAAGACUGGGAGUCGACUACUUAGAUCUGUACCUGAUCCACUGGCCAGACGGACGGUCGCCGACUACGUCCAGCCAAGAGAUACGAGCUGAAACGUGGAGGGCGAUGGAGGAGCUGUAUGAUGAGGGGGUCUGCCGGGCAAUCGGGGUCAGCAACUUCCUCAUUUCUCAUCUGGAGCAGCUCAAGGAGGACUGCAGUAUUGUGCCACACGUCAAUCAGGUGGAGUACCACCCUUUCCAAAGGCCACAGGAGCUGGUGGACUAUUGCCAGAGCCAGGGCAUUGUCUUUGAAGGGCACUGCCCCCUGGCCAAAGGGGCAGUCUUCACUGACCCCACCAUCACUGAGCUGGCGAAAAAGUACAGGAGAACUCCGGCCCAGAUCUGCAUCCGAUGGAGCAUCCAGAAUGGCAUCAUCACCAUCCCCAAGUCCACCAAAGAGGAGAGGGUUUUGGAGAACUGCCAGGUGUUUGACUUCAACCUUCUCGAAGAGGACGUUUCUAAAAUUAAUGGACUGCAUGAUGGGAGGCACGUGACCUGGGAUCCCACCCCUGUCCUCUAAUAGAAUGUUUUUGACUUCUGCCUGGAGCAGCAGGACCAGGACCUCCUCAACCACCUCACACCCACCCGAAGGAUGAUCCACCUGACCUACCCGCUGUGGAACGGAUAACCUGAAAGACCAAAAUCGCCCCCCCCUGCACUCUGCACACCCCCCCCCCCCCCCCAUGCCCCGUUGUGUCUCUCUGCCCGAGAUGAUGAAGUUGCACCCGUGCCCAGUGCCUCUAUAAAUCAGCGUUCGAGUUGCCCAUCUGCUCCCUCCGCCUGGAUGACUUUAAUUUUCAUGUCUGAUGGGGGGGUUAUGUGCCCCCCAUUUUCUGCCCUGUGAUUGGCCGCUGACGCUGACUUAUUCAGGUCUCCUAUGCGCGCCCCACGCCGGCUCAGCUGCUCCUUUUCUUCUUCAUGUCACGCAUGGCAAAUAAACCAUAAGGCAGAUCGGUGAGUGGGUACAAUCAGCGGCAGGGUCCUCUUUAAGGGUGAAUUUGUUAGGGUCUCCGCUCGGGGGGCCGUCUGGGGGGCUGCACCUUAUUUCUCUCAUUAAUUGCUGUGCUUAGUGCACAAGAACAGAUUUAUGGGAAGGCAGAUGGUUUUACUGAGUACCACCUGGGCCACGUGACCCACCAAAUCGUCUUGCCUGCCUUUGACCCUCGUCCUCUACAUGCAGGCCUUGGCCUGUCGGGCUUCUGGCCGUCCAGCUGUAUGCGAGAUGUAUGGUGGGCACACAGAGUGGGCACUGUACAGGCCAACGAGAUCAAGACUAGACCAGUGCCUGGCUGUGCCCUGGAGCUCCCACCUUACACGGCUGCUGCCCACCCAGUUGUCACACAUUAACGUUAAGCUCAGGAGCAGGGGGCUAAAAGAGAGCCCACCCUGAUGCCACGCACAUGGAAGUGCCCAGCUUUCAGGCUGUUAUGACAGAUUUUUCCAAAUGCCCUGCACAGGUUGCUGGUUUGUGCCCCAGGCCUGGCAUUAACAGUGAUGGGCGCAGAGCAAAUUCUAGAAAUUUGACACAUAAACACUAAGGUUGAUGCCCCUGUAAAAAUGUGACCCCCCCAAGUGCCUGAUGAGGCACUUUGAUGGCUUUUCUAAUAAAGACAUCCUAGUCAUGAUGCCCUGAUUUCCAUUAUGAACACCACAGGUCUUUGCCUGUUGUUGCCAUCCUGCAGUGGGCUCUCCUUAUGAUGGCACUUGAGGUGCCACCAGGAGGACACUUCGACGUCCCAAGGUCUGACUCAUCUUGUAAUCUACAGAUGAGGGUGGGCACUGCUGUUGGUCCUCCUGGUGCUGCCAUUCCGGACCUUCCAGCAGGUGAGAAUACGAGGGUCUGCUCAGAGGGACUGUCCAGGUAACCCGGUCCAUGUCAUCUGGCGGACCCUCCUCAUGGGCACAGCCAGGUCACCCAAAGGACAACCCCCC